AUGGAAUCCUACAUUUCUUCUCUUGGAUUUGAUAUUUGGCAAUCAAUUGUGAUUGGGUAUACACCUCCUACCAAUUCUCCAUAUACUCCAGAUGAGAAGAAGAAAUAUGAGAGCAAUGCAAAAGCAAAGAAUGGCAUAUUGUGUGGACAAUCAAACUCAGAAUUUGUCAAGGUAAUACAAUGUAAAACUGCAAAGGAUAUUUGGGAUAAACUUCAUAGUAUCUAUGAAGGUGAUGACAUAGUUAAGCAAGCAAAAUUGCAUACUUUUAAAGCUUGGUUUGAGGGAUUGAAGAUGAAGGAAGAAGAACAAAUUGCGGAAUAUUUGCUCAUAGUGGAUGAAGUUGUCAAUGCUAUCAAAGAACUCAGUGAAGAGAUUAAGGAUGUUGUGAUCAUGAAGAAGGUGUUAAGAUCUCUACCCUCCAAGUAUGACUCAAAACUCUUUGAUAUUGAAGAAUAUAAGGACCUAGAUAAAAUUUCUAUGGAUGAAUUGUUUGGAUCUCUUUUUGCAUAUGAAAUGAGAAUAGGAAAAGGAAGGAACCAAAAGAGUCUGUAUUCCAAAGAAGAUGGUGGUACCUCAGAUGUUGAAAGUGAUGUUGAAGAUGUCACAGAACUUGGAAGCGAAGAUUAUUUAUUCAUGGCAAUUGUUGUGAUUGAGACUGAAAAGAAUGAUAAUGAAUCAAUUAGAUCUGGUGAAGAAGAAGUUGAGGUCAAUUUGGAAGGAGAGCUCAUUUUUGCUUUGAAUGAACUAGACCAUGAAAGAGAGAAGAAUCAUAAAUACAAAAGGAAUAUUGAGGAAUCUGAAGCACUAGUCAUCAAUCUCAUAACUAAAAUUGAAGAAUCGAAGAAGAUAGAGGAUGCUUUGAUAGAAAAAUUGCAGGACAAAGAAAAGGAACGUGAGCUACUUGAGGUUGGGAUUUUAUGUCUAAGGAAGUAUGAUAAAUGCAUUGAAGCCUUGGAUAACAUGUUGAGUAAACAAUGA
Molecule: messenger RNA, 978 nt
Organism: Cryptomeria japonica (Japanese cedar)
Lineage: Eukaryota; Viridiplantae; Streptophyta; Pinopsida; Cupressales; Cupressaceae
Exons: 2
Coding region: 1-978 (325 amino acids)
Source: RefSeq, a predicted model, not a curated record